AUGGCACAGACACGUCUGGUGGAUGUUUCGUUGGCGGAGUGUGACUUGUUGGCUAUUACAUCCUUGUUCUCCGCUUCUCCCACCAAGUCCAAGAAGAGAUCACGCUCAGAGGCUGCUGUCUCGUCAGUUCCAGUGAAGGGAACCAGAGUAUCAUUAGCAGACACACGUCUUCGUGGUAAUGUGCGACUUUGCGACCCUAAGAUAGUUUCUUUUCUGUCAGAGAACUUGGAGGCGUUCAAGACUGGCGAAGAGGUGUAUGGCCUUACACUCCCUGUUGUCCUGGCAGUAGAUUCUGAAUUUCUGACUGUUAAAAGCACCAGGAGCUCCUCCCAAUUCUUCAAAGUGGAAACAUCAAGUCUGGAACCUGAUGAGGCCUCCAGAAUUCAAGCACAGGUAAGGUUUCUAAAGAGACUGAAGUCGUCCAAGAAGUCUCCUACGUUGGAGCAUUCCCUGACCUGUUUUUGCGAGAUCUCGGUUGAGUCUGAAAAUCUUUCGGUUGCGGUGGAGAUUGCGUGGAAGAUAAACAUGAUUGAAAGCGUCUUUGAGAAAAUCCACAGCAUAGACGUUAAAGCCAUAGAGGCAGUGCUCGAAUUGGAGACCGAGAAAUGGCCUACAGAGUACCAGCGUGGAAUGGCAAUUGAUGACAUCAAGAGAUUGAGAUUGGAAACCGCAUCGUCAGAAUCAUUCUACGAGCUUAUCACACAAAAUACUCGCGCCUCUGCGACUGAAAAUCCCGAAGACAAUACCCCAGACCAACUGAAAGGAGAGCUGAUCAAGUUUCAGCGCGACUCGGUCGAAUGGUUAUUAAAACACGAAGGUGUAAAAUAUGACCCGAUAUCACGAAAAGUGCUUCGUAUCCCCUUUUUUGACCCCCGUUCAGAUGUUUAUGGCACCGUUGACAGAUGUCUUGAUAGGCUGUCGUUUGGAUUUUCCAGGGUGCAAUUCCACGGGAACCCCGAACCGUUUUACUAUAACCGAUAUUCUGGAAAUAUCAUAUCCGAGCAAGGAGCUCAUGCGGUUUUGCAACUGUUUGAAUGUCCACCAGCCCAGGCUUUACUGGCUGAAGAGAUGGGACUGGGCAAGACCGUCGAGAUCAUCUCCCUCAUUCUGCUGAACCCGCGCCCUUUUUCGAAUGAAGAGACUACAUUUGACAAUUUUGCAGGCAGACAAGUGUACAAGUCCAAGACUACGCUCAUAAUUUGCCCGGACUCCAUCAUCAGUCAAUGGAGCCAGGAGAUCGCCAAUUACGCACCGCACCUCUCAAGCACCACCUACAAGGGCAUCUACAGCUUUGAGAAAAGUUCCAAGGGAGAGACGAAGACUCCAAGCGAGAUGGCUGAGGAAUUGAAGGGUUUUGACGUGGUUCUGGUAUCAUAUCAGGUCGUUGCCAGAGAGCUUCAUCGGGCUCUGUUCAACCCGAGCUCCAGACCAAGAAGAAAGUGUGCUAGAAACCUCUCAAGUUUGUUGAAAGACCACGAGGUUGCAACCCCAGAACCUACAUUGGCAAAAGUGAAAAGUGAAGCCCUGGACUCAGAUGACGAGGAGGAGGAAUCGUACCACCGCAUUGACUAUUCGUCUCCACUGAUGCUCCUCCAAUUCUGGAGAAUUGUCCUUGAUGAAGUUCAGAUGGUGUCCAAUAAGAUCUCCAAUGCUGCCAAAAUUUGCAGAAUUAUCCCAAGGUACCACUCAUGGGGAGUUUCUGGGACUCCCAUCCGAAACAACCUCUCAGAUCUCCAGUCUACAUUGUCGUUCCUGAGGUUCACUCCUUUCGAUGAUACUACCACAGUUGCUGCCGAAGCAGCCUGGGGAAAGCUGGUCAAUGCGCAUCCUCCAAUUGACUUUAUAAGGCUAUGGAGACAGAUAGCCCUGAGACACACCAAAAGCAUGGUUGCUGACCAGAUCAAGCUUCCAGAGCAAAGCAGAGUGUUACUGACUGUUCCGUUCACUGCUGUUGAACGUGAUAAUUACGACCAUCUCUUUGACUCCUUUCUUUCAGAUGUGUCGUUGAAUGCCAAUGGAGAACCCAUCGUGGAAGACUGGGAGCCCACCACGACGGUUUUGACGUUCAUGCGUCAAUGGCUCGUGCGGCUCAGACAGACAUGUUGCCAUGCCCAAAUCAGGCAGGGCAAUGUUCGCAGAAGAAUUAACGAAAAUCUGGGAUUGGGAACUAUAGAUACUGUUCUGGACGAUAUCCGGAAGGAGUCUGCUAACGAGGUAUUGAACAGAGAGAGGUUCAUUGCACACACCGUGUUGGUGCAAGGUCAGGUUAGAGAGUACCAAAGAAGACCCGAAGACGCUAUAAAGAUCUGGAAAGGAAUCCUUCCUUUUAUAGAGGAGAAGGUGGAUGUCUUUCGCGAAGAACUUGCCAAUGCUAUGGAAGUUUCAAGAGUCAAUGACGUGACCGAAGAAUCUCAAGGUUCCCCAGUUCAGAAUUGUCGUCAGAGACUGAGAUCAUGGUUGGAGCUUCUUCAUAGGGCCUACUUCUUUAUUGGAUCAGGCCAUUACCAAUUGUACAACCCACUUCCCCCGAUCUCGGAGGUGGUUAAUUUGGAAGAGGAAGCGGUCCAGGCUUUGCCUAACAAAGACGACAUUGAAGACGAAGAUCUUACACCUGAAGAAUUAGCCCAAAGACUCAUAGAGAGGGAAUACUACGAGAAGGCUGAACUUCUCAGAAGAGAAAUGCUCGAAGAUAACAUCAAGAAGGUGAAGACUGCGGUUGAAAGUUUGAAGACCAAACUCGAAGAGGCAGUCCGUAAGAACGACAAGAAUGUGACUGUUGCCCAAAUAGAAGAGGGCAAAGAACUGCCUGUUGUUCCUAUUUUGGAGAUCCAGGACGUUUCGCAAUAUUCAGUGGGAUUGGAGUCUCGACUAGUGUUUGAAAAGUACGUGCUAUUGAUCAAAAGCCUGAAUAAGCAAGCCAGUUAUAUCAACUCAUGGAUUGGGAAGAUAGCCGAGGUUUUACAACGUCCUUUGAAUGAUGAUGAAGUUGAUAAGACUGGUAAGGAAUAUCAGACUUCUCUGGAUGACCAGGAGAUCACAUUCAGCUUCUUGGAAAUUUUGCAGUUGGUCUUGGAAGAUAGAGAACUCUGUGUACUCACUAUUGAUGACAGUGUUGCUGGAAAGAGGAAGCCCACCAGCAAUAUGGUGAUCCAGACGUUCCACACACAGGAAGAAUCUGCUCUGAGAAAAGAACUGAACGAUAUCAGGAACUCGAUACUUCCAGAUGCUGCUUACGAUGCCAAACUCUCUUUGAGAUCACUGGUUGCCAGAGUCAAAGAGCAAUUGGACGAGCUUUCUUUGAACCAGGACAAAAGAUCCGAAGUUGAGGCCAAGCUACUGGGAACCGUGUAUUCGAGAAUGAAAAAAGACUUUGACGUCCAGAAAAAGGCUUGCACAAUUGCUCGCAAGAUAUUUUCCGAAUCGUUGAACGAGACCUAUAACUCCAGGAUCGAGUAUUACAGAAGUCUUCAGGCAUUCUCGGAUAGUGUCAAAGCCUACAAGCCGGCUGAAACAUUGGCCAAUCCCAGCGAGGCCUCGGUCAAUUCCCACUUUGAAAGUUUGGCAAAGACUGUUUUUGAUGCACAGAACAGAGUCAGGUCCACAAAAGCACGUUUGCAUUAUCUGGAAAGUCUGAAAAAGGGCUUACAGGCAAACACCUUCUCGGAGGAAGAUAGGUUCUGCACCAUCUGUCAAUGCUCCAUUGUGAUCGGGUCUUUGACCGCUUGUGGCCACCAAUAUUGCAAAGAGUGUCUCGAGGAAUGGAUGAGAAACAAAAAGAUCUGUCCCAUCUGCAAGAGUCCACUGAGAAGCUCCAACAUCUAUAAUUUCACCUUCCCCAAGGCCAAGCUCAAGGGUAACAUGGUGGUAACCUCGGAAGAACAUACCGAGAACAGUGUUUCGAUUCAGAAACAGGAUUUGUUCUCGAUUUACAAGCCUCUGGAAGCCAAUGUUCUCGAGCAGAUCCAAGAGAUGGAGCUUGCCAAAUCGUAUGGUUCCAAGGUGGACCUUCUGGUGAAGCAAGUGAUGUGGUUGAAAAAGAACGAGCCCAACGUCCAGAUAAUUAUCUUUUCGCAAUGGGCAGAUCUUCUUUAUGUCAUUGGGAUUGCUUUGAAACAGAACCAAGUGGAAUUUUUGGGCUCUUCGGAAACACUUUCUAGUGGUAAUGGAAACUACAGCCAUGCAGGCACUGUGACGAACAUCGCCAAGUUCAAGAACGACAGCUCCAUCACGUGCUUUUUGCUUAACGCUAAAGCUCAGGCUGCUGGGCUGACUCUCGUGAACGCGUCGCACGUAUUUUUGUGCGAGCCUCUGGUGAACAGUCCGUUGGAACUGCAGGCCAUUAGUCGUAUCCACAGGAUUGGCCAGAAGAACCGAACUACGGUGUGGAUGUUCGUGAUCGAGAAUUCCGUCGAGGAAUCAAUCGUUUAUCUUUCUACGAAAAAGAGACUUGAUCUUAUCAAGAAGAAUCUGGGAAUGUCCGAGGAUGAAGACGAGUCCGAGGAGGCCAAGAACAACACCGUUGACUCCAUUGAGCUCACCAAGACUCUCAACGGCCUUAUUGAGAAGAGAACCGACGGCGGUGAAGUUGUUUCAAACCAGGAACUCUGGGCCUCCUUCUUCUCAGCAAAGACCUCCUACAUCUGA
Kuraishia capsulata CBS 1993 is the source of this 4644-nucleotide messenger RNA. RefSeq lists its product as uncharacterized. The transcript has a single exon. The record is from RefSeq and is a predicted model, not a curated record. Gene Ontology annotation, biological process: protein polyubiquitination; DNA damage response. Gene Ontology annotation, cellular component: nucleus. Gene Ontology annotation, molecular function: ATP-dependent chromatin remodeler activity; ubiquitin protein ligase activity; ATP binding. Lineage: Eukaryota; Fungi; Ascomycota; Pichiomycetes; Pichiales; Pichiaceae. The coding region runs from base 1 to 4644 and encodes 1547 amino acids.